Paralichthys olivaceus (Japanese flounder) is the source of this 1025-nucleotide messenger RNA. The record is from RefSeq and is a predicted model, not a curated record. Lineage: Eukaryota; Metazoa; Chordata; Actinopteri; Pleuronectiformes; Paralichthyidae.
UAUGGAGAUAAAUGCAGGGAUUACAAUGACUUAGGAGGAGAGCGCUUACAACUCUUGCUUUCCAGUAAUGCACUCCAUCACUGUGGCUCUGGCCGUGUGUGGGUGUGUGUGUGUGUGUAUGUGUGUGAGAGAGUGUGUUCAUAUGUGGAUGGAUGUAUGUGUGCGAGUGAGCGAGCUAGAGGAGGGUGUCUUCCAAUGCAUGCAUCGCCAGUGUGUGUGCGCUCCAGCCUCAGUGGUCGCGAUGCUCUCCGUUCCUGCUUCUCUGAUGUCUUCCAAGCGACCAGCCUCUCCAUAUGGGGGGACAGAUGGAGAGAUAACCAUGGCAACCAGCAGACAGCGAAUGGAUGAUGAGGAGAGCGAAGGACUGGGCGGUGUCAUCCACCUCCCCCUGGCCUCCUACUGCAGCAAAGUGUCCCCUCGCUCGCCCGCCAACCGCAGCUUGGACAGCCCCACCAACAUGGAUCAAGAUGGCACUAAGGGGAGCUCUCUGAGUCCUUACCCCCAGCACAAUUCUACCUCACCGGGCAAAGAGGAAGGCGGAGGCGGGGGACGGCCCUGCAGCGACGGGGGCUCAGUCGCGGGCGCCCUGGGAACCCCAGAGAGACGCAAGGGCAGCCUGGCAGACGUGGUGGACACACUGAAACAACGCAAGAUGGAGGAGCUGAUCAAGAAUGAGCCAGAAGGCCACUUGGUGAAACGGCUCGUGCUGGAGUGUGUGUGUGUGUCAUUAUGUGGAAUAAUGAGAGCACAGUGCAGAGCAGCGGCGCGGGAGGCGCGGGGUCGAGAGGAGAGUCGGUGCUUAAACCCCAAGAUACAUGGCUGGGCGUUCAGGAUGAACACAAGCACACACUCACCUGGGUCAGACAGGUCCCUUGGAGUUGCCAUUUACCCCCAUGUAACCCCUGUGCCAAAGAGCAAUGACUAGUGAUAAUGUAUUAGCCCAGCUGUGGAAUAACAGAGGGAUGGAUACGAUAGAUGCAUAGAUAUGAUAGAUGGAUAGAUACAAAAGAAAGAUGAGAUAGGUA